Daktulosphaira vitifoliae (grape phylloxera) is the source of this 1188-nucleotide messenger RNA. RefSeq lists its product as uncharacterized. Gene Ontology annotation, molecular function: calcium ion binding. NCBI's taxonomy places the organism in Eukaryota, Metazoa, Arthropoda, Insecta, Hemiptera, Phylloxeridae. Bases 3 to 959 code for a protein of 318 amino acids. The transcript is spliced from 11 exons. The record is from RefSeq and is a predicted model, not a curated record.
AAAUGAUCCGAAUCGACUGCGCUCCGCAGACGGUGGAUUUUUUCGACCGGAAAAUUUUUUCAAAACAAAAAAAAACCACUAUGCGUACGAAAACUCUAGUGUUGUACUUGUGCGCUGCCAGCUGCUUUCUGUGGAAAAGUGCGACCGCGUCGCCCACUAAUCACCAGGACGACAACGGCGAAUCCAACAAAAAUUCCACUAAAGUGCAAUCGGAAAGCGCACCCGCAAAUAACGUGCAACCAGAAUGUGUACCGGCCAAGAACGGCGCGCAACCAGAAAGCGUACUGACCAAAAACGACAACGACGAGUCGAAAGAAGCGAGCGACGAACAGUCGAAAGAGGACGAAUCUGCAGAAAGGAGGAGACUCAAGGAAAUUUUAACACAAGCAUUCAAUGAUCUCGAUGUUGAUGGGGACGGCGAAAUUUCAAACGUAGAAUUGGAGGCGUUAACAUUGAAAAUGAAUUGGAAAAAUUCGGCAGAGAAUAAUAAUAAAUUAUUCAUGGCAUUCGAUAAAGACGGAAACGGAAUGAUAAGCUUUAUGGAGUUUGAGAAUUUGACGAGAAAAAAUCCAAUCAGCGUGAAUACUUCGAGUUCAACGAUGGCGGAUCGGUCUCAAUGUGAAUGUCCAUCCGGAUGUAAUUGCGAAAACGAGAACGGUUGUCCGUGUGGGGAGAACGUUAACGAAGGAGUACGAGUGAAAAAAAGAGUAACAAUAUCUAUUUCGAAUAAAAAAAGCAACGGAGAAAGUCAGGAGGAAAACAGCGAAGAAAGUCAGGAGGAAAACAACGAAGAAAGUCAGGAGGAAAACAACGAAGAAAGUCAGGAGGGAAACAAACGAGAUAAACAGGAUGAAAACAAACGAGAUAAACAGGAUGAAAACAAACGAGUGAACCGAGAAGAAGGCGUAAAAGAAAGUAAGGAUGGAAACAAAGAAGAAACUAACGAUAGAGAUAAAUAAAAGUCGACAAACAAGUGUAGUUGGAUACACUCGUUUUGUUUAUGAGAUUAUACUAGAGCUUUUGUUUGUUAUUUUAAAAAAUAUUUUUCGUCUAAAUACAAAAUAGUUUACGGUUAAUUAUUAUUAUUAUAUAUAUAUGUGUGUGUGUGUUAUAUGUGUGCAUUUUAAAUAUUUCUUUUUAAAAAGUUUAAUAAUAUACGAAAUAAAAAAAAAAUGUUAAUUCUCAGCA